Molecule: messenger RNA, 1126 nt
Organism: Acinonyx jubatus (cheetah)
Lineage: Eukaryota; Metazoa; Chordata; Mammalia; Carnivora; Felidae
Gene: MINAR2
Product: membrane integral NOTCH2 associated receptor 2
Exons: 3
Coding region: 135-707 (190 amino acids)
Source: RefSeq, a predicted model, not a curated record
GAACAGCUGCCCCGUGUAGCUGAGAGACCUGGUUUCAGGUGCCAACCGGAGCAUCCUCAGGCUCAUUAAUAAUGGACGACUCUGACAGAAGCAGCCUCACUUACCUUUGUUUUCCACCGUAGACGAGGGGAGACAUGGAUCUCUCUGUUUUGCCAAAUAACAACCAUCCUGACAAAUUCCUGCGGCUCGAUGUGAAGUCUUUCAUGAGGAACUCAGCUCUUCUUCAGGCCAGCCUGGUGAGGUUUCCAGGUGGGAAUCACCCUGCCGCCCAGCACUGGCAAAACCUCGUGUACUCACAGAGAGAGAAGAAGACUAUCACUGCUCAGCGAACGAGAGGACCCAGUGCACAGCGUGCUGUUGCUACGGAUCAUCCCCCACCAUCCCUGUCCUCUGUUCUGAAGAAUAACCCACUGUACGGUGACAUAAGUUUGGAGGAAGCUAUGGAAGAAAGAAAAAAGAACCCCUCAUGGACCGUUGAAGAAUAUGACAGGCAUUCCCUGCACACAAACCUUUCUGGACACCUGAAGGAAAAUCCUAAUGACCUACGGUUUUGGUUGGGAGACAUGUACACGCCCGGUUUUGAUACCUUACUGAAAAAGGAAGAGGAACAAGAAAAGCAUUCGAAAUAUUGUCGUAUAGGUCUGAUUUUGCUCCUUGUUGCCUGCAUCUUGGUUUUCAUAGUGACCGUUUGCAUGUUUUUCACCUAAAGAAACUGCCGCAGACACAGACACUUGAAAGUUCUUAAGAAUCUUUCUAAAUAAACAUUCUCAGAAAAACAGGUUCAAGUAGUACGAAUGUAUGGUUGAAUGUACAGCUCAACGUAAUUGUCUCGUAGAACACAAAUGUUGCUGGAGAUAAGCUGGCUUUCUCUCCUUUGUUCUAUGAAAUUUGUAAGAAUUCCAGAAUGGCUUUUUUCCUUUGGGAGGCAGGACUUCUGCGGAUCACAGAAAAGUCACCAUAUACAACCAAAAGUUAACACUCAGAACAGAGAACGAAACCACACCAAUAAUUGUCAGCAGCUUUGUCUUACCUCCUUGCCACCCCCACCCUCCUUUCCUCCCUAAGACAGCUGAGCAAAUCAGGGGCACCUGGGUGGCUCAGCCGGUUUAGUGCCUGACUUCCGCUC